CCAUCAUGGGCCAGCUGCUCUCCUCAGAUGAAGAGUGUUCUCAGGUGAAGGACGCCCUUGGCUCCCUCCUCUUCAUCGCCAUGCGGGAGGGCGGAGCCGUGCCGGACCUGGGCGUUGUCCACCCGCUCCUCUUGGCCAAUCAGCACGAGCGGUUCGACCCCCAGGACCGCCUCCAGCAACAGCUGAGAGAGCUGCAGGGCGACAUUGGGAACAGGGCGCCCGCCUACCUGAGGGAUCUGAUUGGCCGGUUGACGACCUUCUCCGAUGAGCCGCGCCUGGCUGGAUUGGUGGGACUGGUGGUUACCAUGGUGAUGGAUAUGGCCUACACGUCAUCGAGACCGGCGUCGGGGGGGAAAGGGAAGUCAGCCGGGUCGUCGUCGGGUCAGCGGGUGGGGGAGCUGCAGGAGCUGAUGGAGGAGCACCUGAAGCGCUGCAGGAUCCACCUGAGCGACAGGAACAAGCUGAUCCAGGACGCCGCCCGGCUGGAGGGACAGGUCAGCCUCACGCUCACCCAGCUGAAGACCUGCCUGCUGGGGGGGGACUGCGACUCCAGGUCCCUGAGGCACUGGGCCAGCGCAGCAGCGUUCCACAUCCAGAUGCUGGUUCACCUGGCCGGACUGGAAGGGGGGGCGGAGCCACAGGCGGCGAGGGCGGAGCCCCGGGCGGCGAGGGCGGCGCUGGAGCAGUACAAGGAGGACCUCACACUGAUCAUACCUGCUUACAGGAGGUAUAAGUCCAACACAGUGAGCGUGGUGAAAUGUCGGGGGGGUCUGUCUGCGUCAUGUGACCCCUCCUACGAGACGCCGGAGGACGGAUCCAUGACGGGACUCACGCUGACGGACAGAGAGACAGGGAAGAGCGUGACGCUGCCUCUGUCCACCUUGGAGACACAAACAGGGAGAAGCAGGAGACCUGAUGGUUCCUCUGUGGCCUCCUCCAUGAACCUGGACCUGAUCACCUCAGAUCAAUACGCCCAGGCCUAUGUGGAGCGGCUGUUCUCUGGUGACGGACCCGUGGCCGAGCUGCAGAGCUUCUUCAACACGGCCAGCGAGCGUCUGCUCACAACCCGACCGGGAUCCACAGACCGGCCCGGGGGGGGAGAGGAGGAGGAAGGAGGCGCCGGGGGGGAACCUGCAGAGGGAGGACAUGGAGACCAGCGAGUGGACGGAGCCAGAGGUGAUAGACAAGACGAGAUGGAGAGGAGAGGAAGAGGAGAGGAGAGGAAGGAACUCGACCAAAGAGAGGAAAGUUUGCAACUGAGCAUCAGAGAGACGCAGCCGGAGGAAAGUCUCCGUCCGGGAGAGUCAGGGAAAUAAAGGAAAUGGACUCUGGCCAGCAGGCAAAUUACAAGAAGUGUGUUCAGCACUGAGGAGGAAAUCAGAGAAGAACCUUUUAUCACUGAUGAAGCAAAGGACUGAGGAAGAUGAAGAGAAGC
Molecule: messenger RNA, 1435 nt
Organism: Limanda limanda (common dab)
Lineage: Eukaryota; Metazoa; Chordata; Actinopteri; Pleuronectiformes; Pleuronectidae
Exons: 6
Coding region: 6-1316 (436 amino acids)
Source: RefSeq, a predicted model, not a curated record